Molecule: messenger RNA, 516 nt
Organism: Colletotrichum siamense
Lineage: Eukaryota; Fungi; Ascomycota; Sordariomycetes; Glomerellales; Glomerellaceae
Exons: 2
Coding region: 1-516 (171 amino acids)
Source: RefSeq, a predicted model, not a curated record
AUGCGCAACUUUUUGGGUUUUCUCCUUCUCCCAGGCCUGGCUCUCGGCAGUCCGGUCCUCCAAGCCCAAGAGCCAAUCUUCGAAAUCCACCAAAUGUUUGCCGGUGGCAAGACGCCCGCAGAAGGAAGCUUUGCCCAAUUCACCAUCAGGCCGACCCCCAGCUCUGGCCUUGUGCUGUGCCGGGUAGACAUGCCCGCGUCGCGCAUAGUUCCUACAGUCACAGAGACAGUCUGCAAAGAUCCAAUCGAGCACACUACCGCGAACCAAAUCACCUUCAGCCUCACACCGAUGGGCGACGGCAUGCAUUUCAACGUCUGGUAUGCCUUCACAAGCCAUGGCGCGCUGCACGGAGAGAGGCACUUUGGGCCGAAGGAGUUCGACAACGUGACGCUGUCUGACGGCAGGGGCUGGGUUGUCUCUUACGUCGGAGAACAUUGGUUCAACGUGACCACCAAGACUGUCAUGAGAAGCCCUGCGAAGGAGCUGGGAACGAAGAUCGAAGAGAGCCAUGCAUAG